Messenger RNA from Platichthys flesus (European flounder), 4919 nucleotides. Its product is annotated as von Willebrand factor A domain-containing protein 7-like. The transcript is spliced from 17 exons. Lineage: Eukaryota; Metazoa; Chordata; Actinopteri; Pleuronectiformes; Pleuronectidae. Bases 526 to 3999 code for a protein of 1157 amino acids. The record is from RefSeq and is a predicted model, not a curated record.
CAGGGGAGCAAAUGUAAGAAUUGUCUCACAUUACUCCGCUCUCCCCUAUCUGGAAACAUGAGAUGCAGCUUAACUUAUUUUUGGGGCACUUAUUGUUUGCAAAUAUCAUUUUUGAUUUCGAGUGAUUAUUGGGUUCAUUAUAUUAUAAAGAUACAAGGUUUUAUUGCAUUUAAAAAUCCUUCAGUGUAAUGGUCCUGUAGCACUUUUUUUAUCAUUAGUUUAAUGUUAUUAUUUCCCUCUGCUUUUCUGUCUGUGGUUAUUCUGCUCCUCACUUAUUUUGACCUCAGGUGUUUUCAUUUGCAACUUGUUGUCUUGUCACCCCUGCUUGCUUCACCGCUCUCUGUGUUUCACCACAUUGGGUUCUGCUUGUAGAAAACCUGCUGUGGAAUAAGUGCACCCAGCGGAAGAGAUGAUGUAACUUCUGCUCAUUUGCUUUUUGCCAUUGUACAUUAACAGGUUUAAAGACAGGAUCCAUCCACAGUUCUUCCUCUUCAAACUUUACCCUCCUCGACGUCCUCCUGCGUCAUGACUGCCGGGCUGGGCGUUGUGCUCCUGAUGGCGGCGGGCCUCUCGGGCCUCGUUCACUGCUUCCAACCUCUCUUCUCAUCCAAUUCCAGCACUCACAGGGACAUCACAAUAACGGCCGUUCUUAGAAAGACGUUUGAGGUCUGCCGAGAUAUCACUGUCUCUGAGGGACGGGAAUUCAACCUGACUAUUGGAGACGUCCUGACAACGGACGAUGUGCAAAUGGCCUGUUCCUCCCCAGGGAAUUCCACAGCUCUCCUUUCCAGUGUCAUUUUCCAAACGUCCCUGUUCAACAUGGUCUUCGGCAAUGCUAGGGUGGAUGUGGUGUAUGACCUGAGUGAGGAGCACCAUUUUGAUGAUGAAACCUUCCAGGGAGGACGUGAUGUAAUCACUGCAGGGGUGGCUGCUGUUAAGGCCAUUGUGAAGCAGGAGAACUUUGUCACAGGGAGAUGGACUCUCGGACAAGUCUGUCACACCCUGCAGGACUUCUACAGCCACAGUAACUGGGUGGAGCUAGGGAAGAAAGCUCCUUACACUGCCCUGAUCAUACCAGACCAGCCUCUCAAGAACCUAACAGACAGGAGUACGCCAACCUGUAGUAGCUGUGAAGAAGGGAAAUGUGAUAACAACAUCCUGCCUUUUGUGCUGCAGCAGGGGCUUCUCACCUCAGGCUACUUCAGCAUCUUCUCCUCAGAAAAACCUGCUGGUAAAUGCAGCCACGGUGGUUCAUUUGACAAGACCAGCGAGCAGGACCCAACAGGGGGCAUCAGUAAGGAUGACAUCAGAUCCAGUCACGGCUCACUUCAUAAAGCAGCGGCCAAAUUGGCAGAGGAUGCCACAUUGGAGCUACUGGAGGACAUCAGAGUAGCUGUCGGGGACAGGAGCUUCCUGCGACUGAUGGGCCUCUCCCAGUCCUCUGUGCUGUGUUUUGUGAUCGACACCACAGGCAGUAUGCGAACAGACAUCGCCGAAGCAAAGAGAGUUUCCUUCUCCAUCAUCGACAGUAAGAGGGGAACCCCCCAAGAGCCCUCUGCCUACAUACUGGUGCCUUUCAAUGACCCAGGAUUUGGACCUCUGACCAUAACAACCAAUGCAGAUGUAUUUAAAGACAACAUCAACAAGCUGUCUGCAAGGGGUGGAGGAGACAUCCCAGAGCUAAGUUUGUCUGGACUUCAGCUCGCCCUGACUGGGGCGCCUCCCUCCACUGAGAUCUUUGUCUUCACUGAUGCUGCAGCUAAAGAUGCCCACCUGAAAAGCACCAUCAUUGCUCUUAUUGAGAGCACCAAGUCUGUGGUUACUUUCAUGUUGACCCGAGCUCCGAGUCCAAUGAGCCAAGCAGAUGCUCAGCUGUACCGUGACCUGGCCCAAGCUUCUGGAGGUCUGGCCAUUGAAGUCACGAAGUCAGACCUCUCUGUGGCUACAAGUAUUACAGAAGAUUCAACAGCCAUUGCAGUGGUGACAGUUUUUCAGGUAAUGAAGAAUCCCGGGCGGCCUGAUCAUUUUACAUUUAUUGUUGAUGGUUCGUUGAGGAACGUGAUUGUAUACGUCACAGGAGACUCAUCUCUCACCUUCAUUCUCACCAGCUCCUCAGGUUUAUCUCAGACCUCCAGUCAGUCCAGUGGUCCUCUGGCAUCCUCCAUUACAGCAGGAAACCUACGUCGUCUGGGCCUCAACACUGAUAAUCAAACAGGAUCAUGGCAAAUCAGUGUUGACUCUAAUAGUCCUUAUUCUGUUAAGGUCAUAGGUCAGAGUUCAUUGAACUUCAUUUAUUACCUCUUGGAAGCAGAUGAGGGAGCCCACAGAGGCUUAAACCUAAAGGAGGGACGUCCUCUUUCAGGUGGCAAUCUCAGCCUCUUGGUCUUUGUGGCAGGAAGCGACAAGUUGAAAGUAUCAGAGGUCAUUCUGUUUGACAGCUCUGGGCCAACGGAGGUCAAUGGAUCAAUACAGUUGAUGGGACGUGGUAACUUCCUGGUGACAUUCAGCAGAAUCCCAGCAGGGAACUACGUGGUUCGUUUGAAAGGAGAGGACAGCAGCGCCACCUCAAUGUCCUCAAAGAGCAGUUUCCAGAGACAGUCCUCCACAUUGAUCAGGACCUCCAACAUCUCUGUAACUGCUCAAGACACCAACACAAACAUAGAGCCAGGUUCCACCAUCUCCUUCCCCUUCACUGUCGCCACAACCAACAGAGGGGUUGUUGACAACUCUGCAACUGAGACCUUCACGGUCCGUGCAAACAACGACCGCAGCUACGCUUCCUCUUCACCCAGCACGGUUACCGCAGAACCAGGAAGUGGAGGCACAGCCAAUGGUACCGUGACCUUUACAGUACCGGGCAGCGCCGUGUCAGGAACAGAUGUGACCCUCACCAUCGAGGCAGAAAACGCAGCCGCCAGUGACUUCAACUAUGCCGUCCUCAGGUUUUCUGUGGUGUCCAAGGUGACAGAUACUACCCCCCCCGAAUGCCGCGUCAGCAGCACAUCGACCAACUGUACGUCCUCUCACUCGCUCUGUUCUUCCUCUCAUUGGGAAUUUAUUGCUAAUUUCACUGAUGGCAUCAAUGGAACCGGCAUUGAUCGCAUCGUCGUCGUCAAGGGGAACGGUACCCUCAACACCAGCACAGUGGCUGGAGCGGGGGGUGAGAAAAUUACGGUGAUUACCUACAGCGCCUCCUGCUGUGCACCGAACGUGGUGCUUGCCGCUGUGGACAACGUGGGGAAUGUGGGCCAGUGUGAGAGACAGGUUCGGGAAUCAACCACAGCUCCAACUAUGACUCCACCUGCGACUUCACCUGUGACUCCAACUACGACUCCACGUAUGACUACAAUCCCAGCCGCAACUACGAGUCCACGUACGACUACAACAACAGAGUCAACUACGACUCCACCUGCGACUUCACCUGCGACUUCACCUGCGACUUCACCUGCGACUUCACCUACGACUCCACGUAUGACUACGACCCCAGCCACAACUACGAGUCCACGUACGACUACAACAACAGAGUCAACUACGACUCCACCUGCGACUCCACCUGCGACUUCACCUGUGACUCCAACUACGACUCCAACUAUGAGUCCACCUGCGACUUCACCUGCGACUUCACCUGCGACUUCACCUGCGACUUCACCUACGACUCCACGUAUGACUACGACCCCAGCCACAACUACGACUCCACGUACGACUACAACCACAGAGUCAACUACGACUCCACCUGCGAGUUCACCUGCGACUCCAACUACGACUCCACAUAUGACUACAACCCCAGCCGCAACUACGACUCCACGUAUGACUACAACCACAGAGUCAACUACGACUCCACAUACGACUACAACCACAGAGUCAACUACGACUCCACGUAUGAAUACAACCACAGAGUCAACUACGACUCCAGCUACGACAACAUCCACAGGGGGGCACACUUUGAGCAUGUCUCGCUGUCUAUGGAUCACUGCUGCAGUUUAUCUCCUUUGGAAGUAACAAUUACACUAGUCUGUAACUAUAGCUGGGAGUCUUUAAUAUAAGCCGGACAAUAUAUCAGUCAGUCGAGUUUAUUGGACUGUACAUUUAUAUUGAUAUCCACAUUUCUUUACUCCGAAAAAACUCCAAACAUCCAUUUUGAGUCGGGUUCUAUUGUUUCAUUGGAUAAAAAUUAAUCUUUUGAACCAGCACUGACUUUUGAAUCUUUAAAAAUGUUCAAAAGUUAUAGUUAUAUAUCAAUUUUAAUAGUUUGUAUAUUUGUUGUUGUCAUCAUAGCUGUGUGGUGAAGUUAAUGAAACUUAACUGAAAGUCAUCCAACUUACCUCUUAUAAAAAAUAAUACAUUUAAUUAUUAUUAUAUACUGCUUCAUCUACUGUGAAUCUUCUUGGGCUUUUUGAGUAACAUAUUAAAAGGAUAUUGACAGAUAUUUAGAGGACGAACUUCCUGACAGAAACCUGUGCCUGAUGUUAGACAUACAUUAUUACUGGUAGGAAAUAAUUUUGCCAUAUCAGCCACAGCAUUAAAACCAGUUAUUACUUAUCGUUGUGGCUGAUCAGUUAAUGUUUACACUAUAAUAUACCACUGAUCUGUGGUGGUUGGAGAGAAGUGAAGGAAAUACAAUUUUUUGUGCAAUGAUAUUUUUCUGGUGUACCCACAGUUUCUUGAUUUCACUCAAGUUUACUAGAUGUUAUGUUAUUAAUAACAGGAGAAACGACAUGGUAAAAUCGAUGAUACUAUAUAUUUAUAGCAAAGUGCCAAAUAGAUUCAGAACUCAUCUGAGCCAACUGUGACAAUAAGAUGAUUUAUCAGAGAGGAAGGUUUGAAGUGUAAACUUAACUGUAAUGAGUGAGUCUGCCCCUCGAACCCCCUGAAGCUUGGCAGCUGAAGAUUCCAACACCAAUUAUGUAAUUUGAGAGUGA